CCAAAAGUUACUUAACGAACAGAAAAUCGCCUCUCAAUUUGUCACCCGCCAUGGCCGCACUCCCUAUUUCUCUCUCUCUUACUCUAUCUUCACUGGCCAAAAGGCCCAGCAGCAAGCCCUCUCUUUCUCUCUUCAAGCAUUUUCUCUAUUCCCGACCUUUACAGCUGUUCCAGCCCAACAUCUCCUCUCACUUCACAGCCCUCUACAAACUUCCGAGCGCCAAUUCUCCGGUCGAAUCAUCUCCUCAGCUCUCGGACGACGACAACGACCCAGACUUCGAUGAAGAGGACGACGAAGAUGACUUGGUUUCGGAGGAGUACGAGGCAGUUUCUAUCGAUAUCGAGGACGCCAGUGAGCAAGACGAAGAUGAUGAAGACGACGAGGAGAAUGCUGGUGUCGGCGUGAGCGGCCGCGACUCGAGAUAUGAGGAGUUCAAGUGGCAGAGGGUGGAGAGGUUUAGGAAUGAAGUGAGGGAAUUCGGCAAGGACAUCAUUGAUGUCGAGGAGCUGGCCUCAGUUUAUAACUUCAGAAUUGAUAAAUUUCAGCGAUUGGCUAUCCAAGCAUUCUUGAGAGGUUCUUCAGUUGUAGUUUCUGCACCAACGAGUAGUGGAAAAACCUUGAUUGCCGAAUCUGCAGCAGUUGCUACUGUAGCCCGAGGAAGGAGAUUGUUCUACACUACUCCUCUAAAGGCACUGUCGAACCAAAAGUUCCGUGAUUUUCGUGAGACAUUUGGUGAUGCUAAUGUUGGGCUCCUUACUGGCGAUUCUGCUGUCAAUAAAGAUGCUCAUAUUUUGAUAAUGACCACCGAGAUUUUGCGCAACAUGUUGUAUCAAAGUGUUGGAAUUGAUUCCUCUGAAAGUUCACUUGCCCAUGUGGAUGUGAUUGUCUUGGAUGAAGUGCACUACUUAAGUGACAUGUCUCGGGGUACUGUUUGGGAAGAGAUUGUAAUAUAUUGCCCCAAACAAGUGCAACUAAUAUGUUUGUCAGCAACUGUUGCAAACCCAGAUGAGUUAGCAGGUUGGAUUGGUCAGAUUCACGGAAAAACUGAAUUGGUCACAUCAUCCAAGCGUCCUGUACCUUUGACUUGGCACUUCUCGACAAAGACAUCACUGUCACCACUUCUUAAUGAGAAAGGCACUGGCAUGAAUAGAAAAAAUAAGCUGAACACGCCCACACGCUCCAAAAACGGCAACAAUUUCAAUCGUCGCUCGCAGGUUCCUCAAGUCAUAGAUACGCUCUGGCAUCUCAAAGCAAAGGACAUGCUUCCGGCAGUCUGGUUCAUCUUCAGCAGGAAAGGCUGUGAUGCUUCCGUCCAGUACCUCGAGGACUUCAACCUAUUGGACGAGUGUGAAAUAACCGAAGUCGAGCUCGCCCUCAAGAGGUUCCGCCUUAAAUAUCCCGACGCCGUUAGGGAAUCCUCUGUAAAGGGGCUUCUUCGAGGCGUGGCUGCCCACCACGCGGGUUGUCUUCCCCUCUGGAAAUCAUUCAUUGAGGAGCUUUUCCAGAAGGGGCUCGUGAAGGUCGUCUUUGCCACAGAGACUCUUGCCGCGGGGAUCAACAUGCCUGCGAGGACAGCUGUCAUCUCGUCCCUGAGCAAGAGGACAGAGAAUGGGCGGAUCCUCUUGAAUUCCAAUGAGCUUCUACAGAUGGCUGGCCGUGCUGGCCGCAGGGGGAUUGAUGAGAGGGGUCAUGUUGUGGUCGUGCAGACUGCGAACGAGGGUGCGAAGGAGUGCUACAAGGCCCUCUUCUCGGGGCUCAAGCCUCUUGUGUCGCAGUUUACGGCUUCGUAUGGGAUGGUGCUUAAUCUGCUCGCUGGCGCAAAAAUUACCCGUAGCUUCCCCGAACGGGUUGACUCAGAUGUGUCACGUGCUGGACGAACGCUGGAAGAAGCAAGGAAGUUGGUUGAACAGAGUUUCGGAAAUUAUGUGGGGAGCAAUGUCAUGGUUGCAGCAAAAGAUGAGCUUGCUAGAAUACAGAACGAGAUACAGAUGCUAGCUUCAGAAAUUACCGAUGAGGCCAUUGAUAAGAAGAGCCGGAAACAGUUGUCAAAAUCAGCUUACCAGGAGAUUGCUGAUCUGCAGGAAGAAUUAAAGGGAGAAAAACUUAUUCGGGCUGAACUUCGGAAAAGGAUGGAACUUGAGAGAAUUAAUUCCUUGAAGCCAUUACUUAAGGAGCUUGGAAGAGGGCAUCUAGCUUUUAUAUGCCUGCAGCAUACAAAUUCAGAUGGUAAUCUGAUUCAAAUCCCGGCUGUUUAUUUGGGGGAGGUUGACUCUUUAAACACAAUAAAAGUAAAGAAAAUGGUUAGCGAAUCUGAUUCUUUCGCACUUAAUAAGGAUAUGAAGCCUGAACAUGCCACCGAACCUUCUUACCAUGUGGCUCUUAGUUCAGAUAAUUCUUGGUACCUUUUCACAGAGAAGUGGAUCAGAACAAUCUAUAAAACAGGGUUCCCCAAUGUUGCCUUGGCUUUAGGUGAUGCUGUGCCUAGUGAACUAAUGACAGUUCUCCUUGAUAAAGGAGAGAUGCAAUGGGAAAAGGUUGUGGAUUCAGAACUUGGUGGCCUUUGGAGCAUGGAAGGAUCUCUUGAGACAUGGUCUUGGAGUCUAAAUGUGCCAGUCUUGAGUAGUCUUUCUCAAGAUGAUGAGGUUGUGGAAUUAUCUGAAACAUACCGUACUGCCAUAGAACUCUACAAAGACCAAAGAAACAAAGUUGCACGUCUGAAGAAAAAGAUCGCACGGACAGAAGGCUUCAAAGAAUAUAAAAAGAUUCUAGAUGUUGCUAAGUUUACUGAAGAGAAGAUACGGAGGUUAAAUGUUAGGUCAAGGCGUCUGGCUACUCGUAUAGAGCAGAUUGAGCCAUCUGGCUGGAAGGAGUUUCUGCAGAUCAGUAACGUGAUACAUGAAAUAAGGGCACUGGAUAUCAAUUCCCACAUUAUAUUUCCCCUUGGUGAAACUGCUGCAGCAAUACGAGGAGAGAAUGAACUCUGGUUGGCAGCAGUUCUUCGGAAUAAAAUUCUCUUGGACUUGAAACCUGCACAGCUUGCUGCCGUAUGUGGAAGUCUGGUUUCUGAAAAUGUUCGGUCCUGGAAAAAUAAUAGCUAUGUAUAUGAAGCUUCCACCACUGUUAUGAAUGUAAUCACCUUUCUGGAAGAACAGAGGAUCUCGCUUCUAGAACUCCAGGAAAAGCAUGGGGUCCAGAUUCCUUGCUGCUUGGACAGUCAAUUUGCUGGCAUGGUUGAAGCCUGGGCUUCUGGUUUAACGUGGAGAGAGAUUAUGAUGGAUUGUGCUAUGGAUGAAGGUGACUUGGCUCGUCUUUUGCGACGAACGAUUGAUCUUUUAGCACAGGUACCUAAAUUACCAGAUAUUGACCCGCUGCUUAAAAGCAGUGCUGUGAAAGCAUCCAGCGUCAUGGAUCGCCCGCCCAUAAGUGAGUUGAUAGGAUGAAAAGUGGACCUAACCAAAUUCAUUGGUUUUCACACUCAUAAUUCUUUUGUAUCAGAAUUAACAGACAAUCGAAUGAUAAAUUAAUGUGUAUAUGCAUUUGUGUAAUUUAUCAUAUUUUGAAGAGCCCAUGUAGAGGUGGCCAGUCAACGGGCCAUGGCCCGGCCCGCCGGGUCGACGGGUCUCAAAAUCUAGGCCCGUGCCCGGCCCGCUUAUAUCUAAGGGCCGGUUCAUUGAACCGACCCGGCCCGCUGAACCGCCGGUUAGAAAAAAAAAAAGUUGUAACCAAUGCCGGCGGUCGGCCGUGACCCAACCCGGACCGGACCGGACCGCCGGGACCAAUUUUUUUUUUUUUUUUGAACCUGGACCGAACCGUGGCCCUUGCGGUUCGGUCCAACGGACCGGCCCUUAUGUGGCCGGUUACGGGCCAGUUCUGGCUGGUUUGGUACAGGUUUCCGGUCCGGGUUCGGCCCGCGGCCAUGUCUAAGCCCAUGCAUAGAGAAAUGUCAGAUUCUGCAACACAAUUUAAAAGCAAACGAACAAACACAGUCUUAUUGAACUUUGUUGGAAAAUUUAAUCAGUUUUUGACUCCGUCAUGCAAUUGAAUUCUUGGUUAAAAUCGAUCUAUUGA
Striga asiatica is the source of this 4068-nucleotide messenger RNA. NCBI's taxonomy places the organism in Eukaryota, Viridiplantae, Streptophyta, Magnoliopsida, Lamiales, Orobanchaceae. The record is from the annotation of a GenBank genome assembly.